AUGAUAGGUAAUAAGCCGUGUGUCAUCCCUACACAGGUUGGGAGGAUGGGCGAGAAGAAAGAGAUCGAAGAGGCGAAUGGUCUCAUUCCAAAACUCAUUAAAAGGCUUAUUAAAGAAUUUGAGGACAUCAUGCCGGACGAAUUACCAAAGAAAUUGCCACCAAGGAGGACGAUUGAUUAUGAGAUUGAACUUAUUCCAGGCGCCAAACCUCCUGCUAGGGCACCAUACCGUAUGUCUCAGCCUGAGCUUGAAGAGUUUAGGAAGCAAUUGGGAGAAAUGUUGGAGAGUGGAAUCAUUGUGCUGGUGAAGUCGCCAUAUGGAACUCCUGCAUUGUUUUAG
Molecule: messenger RNA, 339 nt
Organism: Olea europaea var. sylvestris
Lineage: Eukaryota; Viridiplantae; Streptophyta; Magnoliopsida; Lamiales; Oleaceae
Exons: 2
Coding region: 1-339 (112 amino acids)
Source: RefSeq, a predicted model, not a curated record